CCGUCUCCCCUCGCGCCAUAACAAACGCUUGCGUCGCUCUCCAGCGCGCAGACGCGAAUCGCUCGCUGCUCGCGCCGUGCUCGGUUCUCGCGCCUCCGCGGACACAAGCAGCUCCUCCAUCGCGGACUGAAGAAGAUCCUCCUCCUCCUCCUCCACCACCGCGCGCGCCUCCGGUUCGGUCAUGCCACCGGCGCGCGUCCGGAGAUGAGGCUCCGAAAUGGCACCUUCCUGACAGUCUUAGUGUUCGGACUGUGCGGGCUCUUCUCGCUGUCCUGGUACACGGCGUUCAGCAACCCCAAAGAGGCAGAGAAGUGCUUUCGCGCUGUAUUUGAAUGCAGCUGCUACACCUGUACCUACAAAGCCCCGCUGCCCACGGGAUGCACACGGUUUGAUUUGUACCUCGCUGACCCGGUGCUUGGAGAAGGUAAUGUGGUUGAUAUAUACCAGAGGGAGUUCUUGGCUCUGCGAGAUCGGCUCCACUCGGCUGAGCAGGAGAACCUGAAGCGCUCGAAGGAGCUCAACCUGGUGCUGGACGAGAUCAAGCGAGCCAUCGCAGAGAAACAAGCGCUGCGGGACAUCAACCGCACCUGGAGCAGCCUGUCUGACGAGACGAAGCUCAAGCUGUGGAACGUCACCAGCAGUAAGAAUGUGUUGCAGCUGCCCAGCAUCUUCCACCACCUGCCCCAUCUCCUGGCCAAGGAGACCAGCCUGCAGCCCGCCGUGCACAUUGGCCAGGGCCGCACAGGAGUGUCAGUAGUGAUGGGCGUGCCCAGUGUGAAGAGGGAGGUGCAUUCAUAUUUAACGGAUACGCUCAGCUCUCUGAUGUCAGAGCUCAGUCAGGCAGAGAAAGAGGACUGUGUCAUCGUGGUCUUCAUCGCUGAGACAGACCAGCAGUACGCCAACAGUGUGGCUGACAACCUCAAGCGCCUAUUUCCGGGGGAGAUUCAGUCAGGUUUGUUGGAGAUUAUCUCUCCGUCAGUCCAUUUCUACCCGGACUUCUCCAACCUCAAGGAGUCGUUCGGUGACCCCAAAGAACGUGUCAGAUGGAGAACAAAGCAGAACUUGGACUACUGCUUCUUGAUGAUGUAUGCUCAGUCCAAAGGAACUUACUAUGUGCAGCUAGAGGAUGACAUUGUCGCUCGGCCGAAUUACUUCACCACGAUGAAGAACUUUGCCCUGCAGCAGCCUUCAGAGGAGUGGAUGAUUCUAGAAUUUUCCCAGCUUGGCUUCAUCGGUAAGAUGUUUAAGGCGCUGGACCUGUCUCUCAUAGUGGAGUUCAUGCUGAUGUUCUAUAAGGACAAGCCUAUUGACUGGCUGCUGGACCACAUCAUGUGGGUGAAGGUGUGCAACCCAGAGAAGGAUGCGAAACACUGCGACAGGCAGAAGGCGAACCUGCGGAUCCGCUUCAAGCCCUCGCUCUUCCAGCAUGUGGGAACCCACUCUUCUCUCGCUGGAAAGAUCCAGAAGCUCAAGGACAAGGACUUUGGGAAGCAGACUCUCCAUAAAGGUCAUGCUAACCCGUUAGCGGAGGUCACUACCAGUCUGAAGACGUACCAGCACUUCACGCUGGAGAAGGCCUACCUGGGAGAAGAUUUCUUCUGGGCGUUCACGCCUGUAGCUGGAGACUUCAUACGUAUCCGCUUCUUUACCCCUGUCCGCAUAGAGAGGUAUUUCUUCCGCAGUGGGAACAUUGAGCACCCUGGAGACAAACUCUUCAACACUACAGUGGAGGUGCUGCCGUUUGAUAAUAUUCAGUCGGAAAAAGAGGCCUUGAAGGAGGAAAGGGAGAGAACGCCAAAGUACCAGCGAACGGAGGACGGCUUCAUUAGAAUAGGAAAGUUCCAGAACGGGAUAGCGGAGGGCGAGGUGGACCCCUCGUUUGGGCCGCUGGAGGCCAUGCGGCUCUCGGUAACGACUGACUCUCCUGUGUGGGUCAUUCUCAGCGAGAUUUUCAUCAAGAAAGCCGAGUGAAGGGUGCUUUACCGCAAUACCUCACCAUUUAGUUGGGCCUUCCGAUGCAGGACGGUGUCUUUCUAGCGCCUCCACCUGAGCAUCGGCUCAGAGUUUCUUUAGCUUGGUCCAAGAGCGUCACCUGCUGGCGCCCCGCUGACAUUGCAGGGUAAAAGUAGAGAAGGCCAGCUGUGAUCCUGACUAGUCGAGCAGAGGAGGGAGGAAAAGGCGACGGACAGGCUGUGGGGCUGUUUUUUGUAAUUUAUGUGUAAAUACGCUCAUGGUUCAGUGACUCUACACUGGUGUAUUGUCAGCGGGCUCUCUCUGGAUGAUCUUGCCCUUUUUGACAAUGGCAAAUUUUCUGACUUUCGAUGAUGCUGCUUUUUUUUUUUUUUGGAAUGGGGGAUCCUUUCAUUUUCCUAUAUGAGACAAUGAUUUUUGCCAACUUUUUGUUAUCAUUGAGCGGGACGACUGAUUUUCGGUGGAGGGUUUGCUAUUCCGAAUCAAACGUAGUUGUUAUGAUGCGUACACAUGUUACGAAUACACACAGAUAUAAUCGUAAUAAAUGUGCGUUUGUGUUUGCA
Messenger RNA from Pygocentrus nattereri (red-bellied piranha), 2534 nucleotides. RefSeq names its product alpha-1,3-mannosyl-glycoprotein 4-beta-N-acetylglucosaminyltransferase B (gene mgat4b). The record is from RefSeq and is a predicted model, not a curated record. The transcript has 17 exons. The coding region runs from base 205 to 1971 and encodes 588 amino acids. NCBI's taxonomy places the organism in Eukaryota, Metazoa, Chordata, Actinopteri, Characiformes, Serrasalmidae. Gene Ontology annotation, biological process: protein N-linked glycosylation. Gene Ontology annotation, cellular component: endoplasmic reticulum; endoplasmic reticulum-Golgi intermediate compartment; Golgi stack. Gene Ontology annotation, molecular function: acetylglucosaminyltransferase activity.